UUUAGGUUCAUAGAUGAACUUCAUUUUGCAAUUCUGGCAUUUGAAAGGGAUGUUAUUGACUCCAGACGAUAUAGUUCUGCCCAGGACUCUACACCAGGGAUAAGGACAUGGGACUCCUCCUGCCAGAUUCCAGAUGGUUCAUUACAACUGACAUCUUGGUUGAAAACUGUGAAAAGAAACUUUGGAUUAUUUUAUUUUAUUUUUGUGGGAGACCACAAUUCCCAAACUGUAGAACAGAUCAGGCUCCAUAUUUCUUCUAGAAUUUUAAAAUAAUCUUUUCUAAUGAGGAUGUCUGAUAUUGUUACGGUAAAAGAUGACACUGAUGCAAUGAAAGGUCCAGAAGCUGAACUUAAAGAUACAGACCCAGUUGAACACUUCAUAAAAUCAGAAAGUCAGGAGCAAAUUCAAGCAGAUAAGGAUGAAAAUUGUCCUGACAGCAAAAACAAUAUGCCGCGGCCAGUGCAGUCUUUUGGACAGACAGCCAAAAGAUCAAAGUCAAACACAAAGUUAAAGUUAGUUCGGAGCCUUGCUGUAUGUGAAGAAUAUCCACCACCUCCUACAGCUGAAAUAUCACAGGACCUCCAGGAGAAAAUCCAAAUCCAGUUAUCACAGUCUUUUGAGAAAGAAGAAAAGCCUGCAAAAGAUGAAACAGAAAAGGAAAAGUCAAGUGAUAAACUACCCAGAAAAAUGUUAUCGAGAGAUUCCAGCCAAGAAUACACAGAUUCCACGGGCAUAGAUCUUCAUGAAUUUUUAGUAAAUACAUUAAAAAACAAUCCCAGGGACAGAAUGAUGCUGCUGAAAUUAGAACAGGAAAUUUUAGAUUUCAUUGGUAAUAAUGAAGUUCCAAGAAAAAAGUUUCCCCCAAUGACAUCUUACCAUAGAAUGCUGUUGCACAGGGUAGCUGCUUACUUUGGAUUAGAGCACAACGUGGACCAGAGUGGGAAAUCAGUCAUAGUAAAUAAAACUAGCAAUACAAGAAUACCUGACCAAAAGUUUUCUGAGCAUAUAAAGGAUGAGAAGAGUGAUGAUUUUCAGAAACGGUACAUCCUUAAAAGAGAUAACUCUAGUUUAGACAAAGAUGACAACCAGAUGAGAAUGCGAUUAAAAGAUGACAGAAGAAGUAAAUCCAUAGAAGAACGUGAAGAAGAAUAUCAAAGAGCUAGAGAGAGAAUAUUUGCACAAGAUUCCCUGUGUUCCCAAGAGAAUUACAUUAUUGAUAAAAGAAUCCAGGAGGAAGAAACUAAUAGUACACAACAAAGACGGCAGAUAUUUAGGAUCAAUAAGGAAGCAUCGGGGAGAUCAGCCAACAGCCAUCAGAGCAGUACUGAGAACGAGCUGAAGUACUGUGAACCGCGUCCCUGGAGCAGUACCGACUCCGAUAGCUCCAGCCGCAAUCUGAAGCCAGCUGUAACCAAAGCCAGCAGCUUCAGUGGGAUAUCAGUCCUGACAAGAGGAGAUAGCUCUGGAAGCAGCAAAAGCACGGGCAGGCUGUCUAAGACAGGUUCAGACUCUUCUAGUAGUGUAGGGUCAUCCACGGGUUCUCUUUCUCACACCCAGCAGCCUCUCCCGGUGCCAGCUCUAAGCCAGCCUUCUCAUGGCCCGCCGGCCGUCUAUCCAACUGUCAGCACUAGUCACUCUCUUUCCUUUGAUGGUGGCAUAAGUGGGCAAGUGGCACCUACUAGCACUAGCUUCUUUUUGCUUCCCUUGGAAGCGGCAGGCAUACCACCUGGCAGUAUUCUGAUGAACCCUCAAACAGGUCAGCCAUUCCUUAAUCCAGAUGGCACUCCAGUUGUGUACAAUCCUCCAAUGCCUCAGCAACCUGUUAGGACCCAAGUGCCUGGACCUCUGCAACAGCCACCUCUUCCCCUUCCACCUCAGCAACAGCCAGCAGCUAAUCACAUCCUGUCACAGCAAGACAACCUGGGAUCCCAGUUUAGCCAUAUGAGUCUUGCCCGCCAGCCAUCUGCUGAUCCAGCUGAACCUCACACCACUAUGUUCCAGUCCACUGUGGUCCUCCAGCCCCCGCAGCAGCCUGGUUAUAUCAUUGCAGCUGCUCCACCACCUUCUGGCCAAGCAGUUUCUACUCCAGGCUACUCUACUUCUGGCCACCCUGUCAACCAGCAGGUACUCCAGCAGCAGGGAUAUAUGCAGCAACCUGUGUCACAGAUGCCAGCGUGUUAUUGUACCCCCAGUCAGUAUUCACACUCCACUCAGCAAUAUCGGCCCGUUACUUCAGUCCAUUAUAACGCGCAGCAAAACCAGCCAUUGGCACAGCCUGGACAGCAGACAGGUUACCAAGUUUUGCCUAACCAGCAACAAAACUACCAGGGCUUAGUUGGAGUUCAGCAGAAUCAGAAUCUAGUCAGUGGCCAACACAACAACAUUGGGAAUCAAAUUCAAGGUGUGAUUGUUCCUUAUCCUUCAGUGCCAUCUUAUCAGGUUUCCAUGCCUCAAGGUUCCCAAGCCAUGCCCCAGCAGACAUAUCAGCAGCCGGUUUUAAUUCCCAGUCAGUCAAAUCAAGGAUUGCCAGCAGCAGGAAUGCCAGUUUACUAAAAUGUCAUUCCAUCAAGUCAGCAGAAUAAUUUAAGUUCAUCAGUAGGAUAUUUGCAGCCUCCCGGAUCGGAGCAGAUACAGUUUCCUAGAACAUCAUCACCAUGCCACUCGCAGCAGCUUCAAGGACAGCAGUGUGCAGUUUAUAACAACCAUUCGAGUCGGAAGCCAUCACCUCCUACAUUAUUACCACCUUCAUCAAAAUCAAAGCCACAACAGGCUGCUUCCAUUGUGCACUACAGCAUAGUGUCUUCACCCUCAUCCUGUAAAAGUUCGCCCACUGGUCUUUCCAUCAUGCAGCCCAUAAAAGCAGUAGCACCACCACCAGGUGGAGGAGUAGUAAUGAUGCAACUAAAUAUACCUAAUAAUCCCCAGCCUCGGAACCAUUCGCCUCCACAGUGGAAACACAAUAAAUAUUACUGUGAUCAUCAAAGGGGGCAGAAGUCCGCAGAAUUUAGCACUUUAGACAGUGCCACACAGUUGCAGCAUAGUCCUCAACUAGGUAGUCCUGUCACCUCGCCGGCCCAAUCACCAGCACCAGCUCAGCUAUCAAAUAUGAAGAACAUCCGUCCCACUUUAACACCUCUUUCUAUUGUGUCCCAGUUUUCUAGACCUUUUGUCUCUGGACAAGGAGAUGCAAGAUACCCACUGCUUGGCCAGCCCCUGCAAUACAAUCCACCAUCUUUAUUACGUGGACAAGUAACAAGCCAACAGUGUCAGCCUGGAAACAGACACGGAAACAGGGGAAAGAAGACAGCAAAGAAGGCUGCUUCAGCAGAUCUUGGUGCUGGAGAACCAGUUGUGGGAAAAGUUUUAGAAAUCACUGAACUACCGGAAGGAAUAACUCGUAUGGAAGCAGAAAAACUCUUUGGAGAACUUUUUAAAGUCGGUGCCAAGAUUCGGUGGCUGAGGGAUUCCCAGUGUCUCCAAACGCCGCCGCAGCAGCAGCAUCGUCGUCACUGUAGCAGUGGAGAUAGUAACGUGAACACUGAGCCUUCCAAACCUAGUGACUUGGCCUCCACUUACACGGUUCUGGCUACGUUCCCUACAAUGACAGCUGCUCAGAAUGCAUUGAAGAAACAAAGUAGUACUUCAGUUAACAAGUUCAGGCUGAGAACGAGCAAGAAGCACUACGACUUUCACGUUCUGGAAAGGGCUAGUUCUCAGUAGCAGUUACAUCAGUGGACACUCAGCCUUUACUACUUCCAUGUCCUUCCCUCCUUGAUUGGCUUGAUGUUAUGGGGUUUCUGUUCUCUUCAUAGAGACUCCUGGGAUGUUUUGUCAUAUUAGCCAUUGAAGAAUAACCCAGUGAUCCAGCAAGAUGAAGAAAAAAA
Messenger RNA from Tinamus guttatus (white-throated tinamou), 3884 nucleotides. The record is from RefSeq and is a predicted model, not a curated record. NCBI's taxonomy places the organism in Eukaryota, Metazoa, Chordata, Aves, Tinamiformes, Tinamidae.